Messenger RNA from Seriola dumerili (greater amberjack), 3088 nucleotides. It is a transcript of the gene znf740a, whose product is annotated as gastrula zinc finger protein XlCGF57.1-like. The transcript is spliced from 21 exons. Gene Ontology annotation, cellular component: nucleus. Lineage: Eukaryota; Metazoa; Chordata; Actinopteri; Carangiformes; Carangidae. Gene Ontology annotation, biological process: regulation of transcription by RNA polymerase II. Gene Ontology annotation, molecular function: DNA-binding transcription factor activity, RNA polymerase II-specific; RNA polymerase II cis-regulatory region sequence-specific DNA binding. The coding region runs from base 385 to 2349 and encodes 654 amino acids. The record is from RefSeq and is a predicted model, not a curated record.
GCCAGCGCCACUACAAUAGCAUAUCGAUAUAACAUUAAAUAGGCGUUAAACCUCUACAACAGUAUAAAAAUGGAUUAACAGCAGAUUUUUUCCCGUCCUUUCAAGAAACGCUCUCUGUUCCCGGGGAGCUGAUAGAAGAAGAUGACCCUUUUCUCUUCGCUGGAGGAGGCUUUGCUGCUGUGUGGGGGAGUGGGUUACAUCCUGUGGCGUUUCCUGUGUUUGUAAACUAGACGGUGUUGAAAACGUCGGGCGAGUGAAGCUAAAAGUUUUAAUGCUAGAUGAGUGAGGUGGGUGUGGCUUCCCACCAGCCCGACCAUCCUGACUGACGGAUCUCUGGAUGACCUUGUCCCCACCCCUGUCCCUGCGCUCACAUACACCACAGCAAUGUCACAUCUGCCCAGCAGCUCAGUCCGCGACCAUAUGAAAUGGGCGGGGCUGCUUGGCUGCGAAGCUGUCCUCUCCAGUAUGGCCCUGAUGCAGGCCAGCUCCAUGGCUGCUCCGCCCAAAAAAAUGAUGGCUCCACUUGGCCAUGGACCACCGCAGAGAGAGGGACCUGACCGUGCUCCCCAGAGCCAUAUGAUCCUCCCUUCUGGAAUGAGCUGUCCACCCCUGCUUAUCCGGAAGGAAGGUGAAUUCCAAGCUCCCCGCCUGCUGGAUGAGAAGGAGAUGAGGGCCAACGAGGACAUGCAGCAGAAAAAAAAGAACAGGAAGUCAGUGACGCCCUGUAAAGUGAGAGAACAAGAAGGAAGGGGAGGGAAGGGCACAGGUGGAGAUGAGAAUGGUCCAUCAUCCAAAGUGCAGAAAAACUUUAUUUGUGAUCACUGUUACGGAGCAUUUAGAAGUGGAUACCACCUGAAGAGACAUAUCCUCAUUCAUACAGGGGAGAAGCCGUAUGCUUGUGCCGUAUGUGACAUGAGGUUUAUUCAGCGUUACCACCUGGAGAGACACAGCCUCAUUCACACGGGGGUGAAGCCGUACGCUUGUUCCAUGUGUGACAUGAGGUUUUUCCAGCGUUACCACCUGGAGAGACACAGACUCACUCAUACGGGGGUGAAGCCGUACGCUUGCUCCAUGUGUGACAUGAGGUUCUUCCAACGUUACCAUCUGGCAAGACACAGCCUCACUCAUACUGGGGUGAAGCCAUACGCUUGCUCCAUGUGUGACAUGAGAUUUUUCCAACGCUACCACUUGGCAAGACACAGCCUCACUCACACGGGGGUGAAGCCAUAUGCUUGCUCCAUGUGUGACAUGAGAUUUUUCCAGAGAUACCACCUGGCAAGACACACUCUCACCCAUACGGGGGUGAAGCCAUACGCUUGCUCCAUGUGUGACAUGAGGUUCUUCCAGCGUUACCAUUUGGCAAGACACAGCCUCACUCAUACUGGGGUGAAGCCGUAUGCUUGCACUAUGUGUGACAUGAGGUUUAUACAACGUUACCAACUGGAGAGACACAGUCUUACUCAUACAGGGGUGAAGCCGUACGCUUGCACCAUGUGUGACAAGAGGUUUUUUCAACGCUACCACCUGGCGAGACACAGCCUCACUCAUAUGGGUGUGAAACCUUAUGCUUGCACCAUGUGUGACAUGAAGUUUUUUCAGCGUUACCACCUGGCGAGACACAGCCUCACUCAUACGGGUGUGAAACCUUAUGCUUGCACCAUGUGUGACAAGAGGUUUUUUCAGCGCUACCACCUGGCGAGACACAGCCUCACUCAUAUGGGUGUGAAACCUUUUGCUUGUACCAUGUGUGACAUGAGGUUUGUUCAGCGUUACCACCUGGCAAGACACAGCCUCACUCAUACGGGUGUGAAACCUUAUGCUUGCACCAUGUGUGACAAGAGGUUUUUUCAGCGCUACCACCUGGCGAGACACAGCCUCACUCAUAUGGGUGUGAAACCUUUUGCUUGUACCAUGUGUGACAUGAGGUUUGUUCAGCGUUACCACCUGGCAAGACACAGCCUCACUCAUACGGGGGUGAAGCCGUAUGCUUGUUCCAUGUGUGACAUGAGGUUUAUUCAGCGUAACCACCUGGAGAGACACAGCCUCACUCAUACGGGAGAGAAGCCAUUUGCUUGUGACAUGUGUGAUAUGAGGUUUAUCCAGCGCUACCACCUUGAGAGACACAAGCGUGUCCAUAGUGGGGAGAAGCCUUAUCAGUGUGAACGGUGCCAGCAGAACUUUUCUCGGACAGACCGGCUGUUGCGGCAUCGGCGGUUGUGCCAGGGUCGCAGUGUAGCCAAAGUAGAGAACCAGCCAUGCUGCGAACCACGCCCAUAUCCCCAAGAGCCCCCACCCGCACCUCCAACCUGGAGUCCCCUGCAUCCCCCUCCAGGCCGGCUGGCGGUCUGACAUUCCACCUUCCCUACAUCUACAACCCCGCCAGAGACGGGACAAGCCACAGGGUUUCUUCUUCUCAGCUCUGUGCUUAGUGGCGCCACACUCUAGCACAGACUGAUCUUGCAGCUCCAGUCUUGGGAUUACUAAUGACAGAGGGACAUUUGUGUUUUUGUUUUGUUGACUUUUUACUGUGUUUCCUUUUUCUUCCCUGUUUUUUUAAAAGACGAGACUUUUCUGUGAUGAACAGUGGUCCUGUUUUGUACUUAAUCUAUUUGAUUUUUGCAAAAAGAAAAAGGUUUUUAUUAUUGUUGAAAUAUAUCUGCAUUUGGUGGUACUCGGGAAGGGCAGUGGGUAUUGUUUAUCCUGACGUGUUAGCAACAAAAUGGGAUGAAGUGGUGAGGAAAAGUAUUUGAGCUUCUUUCUGAUUUUUCCUACGUGGCCAAUUUUGUCACAAAAGGAUUGUCACUUAGGUCAAAAUUGAUAAAACUGAACUUUCCUUCAAGGUAAAGUAAGGAAACCACUCUAUUGACCUCUCAUGUCAACCAGAUCUUGCUUGCCUUUGCAGCUAACAUAACGUUUAGCAUUAAGACAUUUCACUGAAAGCAGUAUCUGGUCUAAAUAUGACUCAAACAAAAUUUCCCUGACUUCAUCAAUAUAGGAGGUACAGUUUUAAUGAUUACUUUGUGUACAUAAUUGAAAAUGAUUAUUAUUAUUUCGCUACAGGACUUGAGUGGUGAUUUUUUUUUUUUUU